AUGUCGUCAAAACUUAUCCCUUCGAAUCCGGAGCAGGUAAUGGUCAUUCGCGAUGUAGUUCCGAAGACAAUCACGACAUUAUCUGUACCAUUUCAGCGCUUCGGAAGAAUAAAGAUUGGCGGGCGCGGCACCAUAGGUAAGAGAUGCGUUGAUUUGUAUCUUUGUGACUUUUCUAAUCAAGACCUAGUCCGUCUGCAAAAUGGCUCCCUUGCUGUUUUCUCGCCCGUUGCCUUGACAGAUGAUGUCAAGCAGAAAGUGGCCGAAAUGGGAGAGGUCAGAUAUAUUACAGCCUUGGAUUUUGAACAUCAUAUAUUUCUCGGUCCCUGGCACGCAGCCUAUCCGAGCGCAAAAGUCAUAGGACCCGAGGGACUACCUGAGAAGCGCAAGUCCCAAAACAACGAGGAUGUCCCCUUCUCAACCGUUUUCACAGCUUCCAACCCGCAUCCGUCCAUCGACCCUGAAUUUGAUGCUGAAUUCGAGUAUGAAUACGUGCCCGCUCAUCAGAACAAGGAGAUUGUUUUCAAUCAUAAACCCACGAGAACGCUCAUCCAGGCCGAUCUCAUGUUUAACCACCCACCCACGGAGCAGUACUCAAAGACAGGCGUGUCUCCUAGUAGCGGAAUCUUGACAAAACUAUUUGGGGCUGUCACCAACACGAACAAUGAUUGGCAGAAGAGACUCAUUUGGUAUGGGAUAAGCUCCGGAGAUAGGGCAGGAUUUGCGCAAUCGGUGUCACGCAUUGAUAAAUGGGGAUUCGACAGGAUGAUUCCAUGCCACGGCGAUGUCGUGGAGACUGAUGCGAAGGGUAUCUUCCAGAAGAUCAUGGAGUGGCAUCUGGAUUUGGCAAAGAAAGGGAAGUAG
This is a messenger RNA of Periconia digitata, 861 nucleotides long. The record is from the annotation of a GenBank genome assembly. NCBI's taxonomy places the organism in Eukaryota, Fungi, Ascomycota, Dothideomycetes, Pleosporales, Periconiaceae.